AAAGCACAAUCUCUGUUGACAAAGACAUGAAUUUUCCUCAGUCUCUUCUGAGAAAAAAAAAAAAAAUUACUGAAAAGAUUUAACAAAAGCUAGUCUUCUUGGUACAGAAACAAGGAAUUAAAGAUGAAAAAAUGAAAGAGGGAAGUGAUCUUUUCAUGAUAUUUCUGAAGAAUUGGAGGUUUUAAUUUUGUGUUGAUUUUCAGUAACAGAUGAUGCCUGGAAACCCUAAUUGGUGGAGCAUCAAUGGCAUGCAUCCACAGUAUCAGCAUCAGCAUCAGAUUUCUUCAAGUCAAUCAUCAACAGCUUCUUCUCAAUAUUUGUAUGGAUCUUCUUCAUUUUCUUCUAACUCUUCCUCUGAUCGUCAUACCAAUCAAGAAUUUCCUUUACGAUCAUGGAGCCAACUACUUAUGGGUGGAUUUACUGGUGAUGAAGAUAUGUUUGGUACCACUCUUUUGCGGCAGGAAGCGUUGGAGAAUGGGGAAGACAAAGUUUUGAACUCAUCAUCUUUUAGGGUUCCUGUUCUUGAUGUAAAGCAAGAGAGCAGCCACUAUUACAGACAAGUAGAUGAUGAAUUUCAGGCCUGUAAAUCCUCUUGGCCUCAACUUAUCCCAGUUUCAUCCCCUAAUUCCUGUAUAACAAGUUUAAGCAACAGCUUCCUGAAUUUCUCAAGCUCUAAGGGAAAUCGAAAGAAUCAAAAUCCAGAUCAAUAUUCAUCUAAGUGUAACAGCACGAUUACUGGUGGGAUAUCUAAGAAGCCUAGAGUUCAACAGUCAUCAACUCAACCAGCUUUGAAGGUAAGAAAAGAGAAAUUGGGGGAUAGAAUAACAACUCUCCACCAACUUGUUUCGCCAUUUGGAAAGACUGACACUGCAUCUGUCUUAUCUGAAGCCAUUGGCUACAUUAGAUUCCUUCAAGCUCAAAUUGAGGCAAUCUGCUCUCCGAAUAUGCGCAAUACAUCAGGAAGCAUAGGUCACCAACAAUCUGUACAAGAAAGGAAUUGUUUAUUUCCUGAGGAGCCUGUUCAGUUCUUCAAUGAGAUUGGAUAUGAAGGGAGAGGGGCAUCUAAGCAGGGCAAACAAAGCCAAACUACUGACUUGAAAAGUAGAGGGCUGUGUUUGGUUCCUGUAUCUUUCACUCAGCAUGCAGGACAUGGCAUUAAUGGAGCAUCUGAUUGCUGGACACCAGCUCUAGGUGGGGGGUUCUGAAUGUAAUUUCCAUUGAAGCAUCUCGUCUAAAAACUUAAGUAGUUUGAGAAAUGAUACUUUAUAUUAUUUAGUGUUCGAUCUGUCCCUCAUGUGCAGCUAUUAGACGAGGUUGUUCGAAAAUUUUCUGUAGCUUCAUCCUUGCCUUGUGGUGUGCUAUAACAUCACAAGCAGUCAGUCUCCAAGUUAAGGCUGACUGCUGCUGAUGCUAUUAUGCAUAUUCUAAUGGGGAAGAAACUUGAUGAUGCUAAUAUGGUUUCAAGUAUGGAAUUAAUUUGGAUAUUGCUGAAAUUGGAAAAUUGUCAUUCAAAUUUA
This is a messenger RNA of Olea europaea var. sylvestris, 1517 nucleotides long. RefSeq names its product transcription factor bHLH68-like. The record is from RefSeq and is a predicted model, not a curated record. The transcript is spliced from 9 exons. Gene Ontology annotation, biological process: regulation of transcription by RNA polymerase II. Gene Ontology annotation, cellular component: nucleus. The coding region runs from base 210 to 1205 and encodes 331 amino acids. Gene Ontology annotation, molecular function: protein dimerization activity; DNA-binding transcription factor activity, RNA polymerase II-specific; RNA polymerase II cis-regulatory region sequence-specific DNA binding. Lineage: Eukaryota; Viridiplantae; Streptophyta; Magnoliopsida; Lamiales; Oleaceae.